AUGGGGAACACCUGCGUCGGCCCCAGCGCCCCCUCGGACCGCCACAGCUUCUUCAACUCCGUCUCCCUCGCCGUGCUCUGGCGCCCCCCGGCCGCCGCCGCCGCCGCCCGCGCCGAGCCUUCCUCGACCACUGAACCCAGUUCCUCCACUCCCUCCUCGACUCCCUCCAGGGCCCCUGACCCCGUCACCAUCUCCGACUCCGAGCACCCGCCACACUCCACCUCCACCUCCACCGCAUCAGUCCCCGCCGCCGCGCCGCCCAAUCCUAACGGCAAGCAGCCCAAGCCCAAGCCCAAGGUGAAGCGCGUGCAGAGCGCGGGCCUCGUCGCGGGCUCCGUGCUGAGGCGCGACUCCGAGCGGCUCAAGGACCUCUACACCCUGGGCAAGAAGCUCGGGCAGGGGCAGUUCGGCACCACCUACCAGUGCGUCGAGAAGGCGACGGGGAAGCACUUCGCCUGCAAGUCCAUCGCCAAGCGGAAGCUCGUCAACGAGGAGGACGUCGAGGACGUGCGCCGCGAGAUCCAGAUCAUGCACCACCUGGCCGGCCACCCCAACGUCGUGUCCAUCGUCGGAGCCUACGAGGACGCCGUCGCCGUGCACCUCGUCAUGGAGCUGUGCGCCGGAGGGGAGCUGUUCGAUAGGAUCAUACAGCGCGGGCACUACUCCGAGAAAGCCGCCGCACAGUUGGCCCGGGUGAUCAUUGGGGUUGUCGAAGCAUGCCAUUCGCUCGGGGUGAUGCACAGAGACCUCAAGCCGGAGAAUUUCUUGUUUGUCAACCAAAAGGAGGAUGCACCGUUAAAGGCUAUCGAUUACGGGCUCUCCAUCUUCUUCAAACCAGGUGAAAUAUUUUUGGAUGUCGUUGGAAGUCCUUAUUAUGUUGCACCUGAGGUUCUGAAGAAACGCUAUGGCUGUGAGGUGGAUGUGUGGAGUGCAGGUGUAAUAAUUUUUAUCUUAUUGAGCGGGGUUCCUCCAUUUUGGGAUGAAUCUGAACAAGGGAUAUUUGAACAAGUUCUGAAAGGCGAUCUUGAUUUUUCAUCUGAUCCCUGGCCCAGUAUUUCCGAGAGUGCAAAGGAUUUGGUCAGGAAGAUGCUAAACCGUGAUCCCAGAAAGAGAUUGACUGCACAUCAAGCUCUAUGUCAUCCCUGGGUUUGUGUAGAUGGAGUGGCUCCUGACAAACCUCUGGAUUCUGCUGUUUUAACCAGAUUGAAACAGUUUUCUGCAAUGAAUAAACUAAAGAAGAUGGCCCUUAGGGUCAUUGCUGAAAAUUUGUCCGAAGAUGAAAUUGCAGGAUUGAGAGAAAUGUUCAAAAUGCUGGACACUGACAAUAGUGGGCAGAUCACGUUGGAGGAACUAAAAAGUGGUUUGAAGAGAAUUGGUGCUAACUUAAAAGACUCUGAAAUUACAACACUAAUGGAGGCGGCAGAUAUUGAUAACAGUGGUUCCAUUGAUUAUGGAGAGUUCCUAGCUGCAACUUUGCAUCUGAACAAAGUUGAGCGAGAAGAUAACCUCUUUGCAGCAUUCUCAUACUUUGAUAAAGACGGGAGUGGUUACAUAACUCAUGAUGAGUUACAAAAAGCAUGCGAGGAAUUUGGUAUAGAAGAUGCACACCUAGAAGAUAUCAUUCGUGACAUUGAUCAAGACAAUGAUGGCCGGAUCGACUACAAUGAGUUUGUAACCAUGAUGCAGAAGGGAAAUAACCCGCUAGGGAAAAAAAGGCAUUGUCAGAUGAGCUUUGGUCUUAGAGAAGCAUUGAAGCUUGGCUAG
Messenger RNA from Miscanthus lutarioriparius, 1764 nucleotides. The record is from the annotation of a GenBank genome assembly. Lineage: Eukaryota; Viridiplantae; Streptophyta; Magnoliopsida; Poales; Poaceae.